UAAUCGCCAAGCGAAAUGACCGUGGGUCGCUCGCUCGCUCGCUCUCGUGGUCAGCUCUCCUCAUUUCACCAGCAGGCCUCUUUAAAUCGCCACCCAUUCUCGCUGCUUUUCCUCGUCAACAAAUCUCUCCCUCUCUCAUUCUCGCUGCUUUUCCUCGUCAACAAAUCUCUCCCUCUCUCCCUCUCUCUUACACACCACUGCAAAUUAGCUUCCAGCUAAAAAACACAAAAAUGGCGGCACUUCCAAAAUCUCCAGUACGCGACCCGGCUUUCGAUGUCGACAAGCUCACCAACGAAAUCUUCUCGAUCCUCGAGAACAAGUUCCUGUUCGGCUACGACACCCCCAACUUCGCCGUCCCAAAACCCCAACCUGGCAAGCUCGCCGCCGGCAAAGUCAGGAUCCUCUCCAUUGACGGCGGCGGCGCCACCGAUGGAGUCCUUGCCGCAAAGUCCCUCGUCCACCUCGAGGCGUCCCUCCGCCGGAGGUCCGGCAAUCCGAAUGCUCGUAUCGCCGACUUCUUCGAUGUUGCUACCGGUUCCGGCGCCGGCGGGAUCCUGGCCACGCUGCUCUUCAUGCGUCGGAAGGAUGCCAGAGAAGGCAGUCCCACGAUCACGGCGGAGGAGGCUCUGGGGUUCCUCGUCCGCUGCCGGAAGGCGUCCUGCUGGCGGAUAUUCCGGCGUCGGUGGCCGGCGGGCAGGGCCGAGAAGAAACUGCUGAGAGAGGCGUUCGCGGACGAGCUUACGAUGCGAGACACGGUCAAGCCGGUUCUGAUCCCUUGCUACGACCUCGAGUCCCACGCACCCUUUGUGUUCUCACGCGCGGACGCACUCGAGAUGGACGGCUAUGAUUUCAAGCUGAGGGACGUGUGCGCCGCGACGAUGGCAGAGAGGCCGUUGGAGCUAAGGUCAGUCGACGGGAGGACGAGAAUAGUGGCAAUCAAUGGGCGGGUGGCGAUGAACAAUCCGACGGCCGCGGCCAUCACGCACGUGUUGAAUAAUAAGCAGGAGUUCCCGUUUUGUAACGGCCCGGAGGACUUGCUGGUGCUCUCCCUGGGGAAUGGCGGGUCGGAUUUUGAAGACCCGAGCUGGUCAGGGCUCGCUCGGAUCACUGAAGAUGGAGCUUCUGCCAUGGUGGAUCAAGCUGUGUCCAUGGCAUUUGGUGAAUCAGGAAAGCACAAUUACGUCCGCAUUCAGGCGAAUGGUGUCGCCGCAAGAAGGCAAGGCCUCGCCAAUUAUCAGAAGACCAGAGACAUAUUGGAAAGCACAGAGGAGAUGUUAGCGCAGAGGCAUGUAGAGUCGGUACUAUUCCAAGGGAAGAAGAUAGGGGAGAGUACCAACAUAGACAGACUGGAGCUAUUUUCCGGAGAAAUCCUCAAGGAGGAAGAGAGGAGGAAAACCAGCAUACUGCCGACGGUCGUUCUGAAGCGGAGCUCCCCUCAUUCGCCGAGAACAUCGUCUGCCACUUCUCUCUCUAUUUCGUCUUCAGUGUAGAUCGGGAAGAAGCUAAGAAAAGCAUGGGCGGGGGAGGCUGGCGAAUGUGCUCACGGAUAAGGCUUUUGGUAGAAUUUGUAUUGUCGAAUCGAUUCAUCUGUAGCGGCUUGAUGGCGGUGAAUAGAAAUCGCGCCCCCGAGUUUGAGCUGGAGCAAUUCGUUAAGCAGGGGUGACUUUGGCACCCAGUCAACUUCGUUUGGUUAAACUAAUUUAAUCAGGUGAAGGCUCGGUUAUGAGUUCAGUGGCCAAGGAGAUUAGAGUUUUUCUUUUGUUUUUUCGUUUGUGCCCCCAACUUGUAUUGGGACAGUCGAUAUGGAUCCUGGCGUUGAGCUUUGACUUACGGAUGACAUUCCAAGUAAAUUUAGAAGCACUAGUGUUAUUUCGUGUUAGCCUUCGAUAUUCUUCGUAAGGUCCUCAUAAAUGAGAAGAAGCAAAGAUACUCAUGCCAAAAA
Molecule: messenger RNA, 1942 nt
Organism: Eucalyptus grandis
Lineage: Eukaryota; Viridiplantae; Streptophyta; Magnoliopsida; Myrtales; Myrtaceae
Product: patatin-like protein 7
Exons: 3
Coding region: 231-1490 (419 amino acids)
Biological process (GO): lipid metabolic process
Source: RefSeq, a predicted model, not a curated record